AUGAUACAAUUAAAGGACGAUAUACCUGCUCUCAUUUAUAAAGUUAAUUUUGUAGUCAGAAAAGUCCAAGCUCAGCGUAAGUUCGCUCAAGGUGCCUAUGUGCCGCCCACACUGAACGUCUCUGGCGGAGGAAUAGAUAGAAGAACUGAGAUAUCACCUAUCAAGGAAAAAUCUGUUUUCCAUAAUAAAACGUCAGCAAGAUCACUGUUGGAUAUUGUCGCAUUUAAAAAUCUACACAAACAUGCACAACCUAUAGUGUUGUUGGAACGGCUAGAAAACAGUCAUCCGUUGUGUUCAAAGGAUCGACCGAAUCCAAUAGCAAUUUCCAAGCCGACAAGCGUCGCGGUAAACAAAAAUCAUGAAACUAUCUCACCGAUAUCAAAUGGAACACACAGUUCUUCUAUAUCACGAGAUAGAACUAGGAAUGCUAGGAUCAUUACACCAAGACUACCCAUGCAUUUAAGAUCGAGGGUAGUAACAUAUGGUGAAAGAAAGAAAGUAUUAGUCACCAAGAAAAAAAACUUUGAAAAUCGUGAGAAGAAUAUCGUUAAAAUAAGAAAUUCACGUGAACUAAGGAAGAAAAAACGACCAGAUAAUUAUUCUGAUGAUUUCUCCAUUGAUGAUGAUAAGCCUUUAAUGUUCUUCAGACAGAAGUCAUUGAGCUUAAAGAAAGAUGCAUCUAUGAAGCAGAGGAAGAUCAAUAAUAAACGCCCAAAGUCAGUUAAAAACUCCGAGCCAAAACCUAGAAAUAAGACUAAAAUAGUACGACCUGGCCUAAAUCUGCAAGGUAAAGAUGCAGUGAAACGUAGAUCGUCGUGUUUAGAUCAAAGUGCAGUGCAAGGACCAGCGUCGUGCAGUACGAAAAUAAAGCCAAUACCAGCCAAUAAAAAUGUUAGCCCUACCCUGGAAGCAGCGCCUUCCAAAGAUGUUAUCCCUAUCCCAAAAUCUUCACCGACUAGCACAAAAACUAACCUCGUUUCCGGUCUAUCGUGCAAUACGAAUACAAAUCCUACAUCACAAAUAAAAGAGGAGGAACAAAAUCUUGGAUCAUCGAAUAAAAACGUGGACUUCAUUCCCGGAACGCCAACCCCGAAUGUAAAUGCGAAUCUCAUUAAAGUACUCUCGACGUCAAAUUUGAUUGUGGAUGCGAAUGGCAGACCAACCUUCGCUGGUAUUAACAUGGAGGCCAAUACUGGUCAAGUACCAGAUAAAAUAAACGUGAACCAUUACUCCUGGCCUGCGUCUCAUAUUAAUAUGGAUACUAUUCCCGUACAAUCAUUCCCUAAUGGAAAUAUUGGUUCCAUCCCGGUAACAUCACCCGGUAUGAAUGUGAAUCCCAUUGCUGGACCACAGUCACAGAUAUACGUGGUGAAUGUACCGGGUUCAUCAUCGAAUAUAUACGUGGUUCCCGUCCCGGGUGCAUCGACCUUUGCAUAUGCGACGCCCGUCCCAGCGCCGACAUCUACAAAUUUAUACGUAGACAGCAUCCCAGGGCCAUCUUCUCUGAAUAUAUACAAAGAUCCCAUACCAGGAACGUCGUGUAAUGGCGUGUUUGGUGUGGCUAGUUCAACUCCAUCAGCAAAUAUUUGUUCAGAUAGUGAUAAAGUCCUUUCACCCUCGAAUUAUAAUGGCAAUGUCACUGAGCCGUCAUCUUCAUUGCUAUGCGCAACACCUGGUUCAUUGCCAUGCCAAAAUACUCUGCAAGCAUCAGAGUGUUCAUCUCCGGACGCGUCAUUAGCUUCUAUUACCAGUUCCCCAUCCUCAAAUCAAGUACCAACAGCUUCUUCAUCAGACAUUUAUUCGAAUCCCGUCCCAGGAACUUCAGGUUCCAGUAUAUCUUCAGAUCCUACCACGAAUACAUCCUCAAACGGACGUAACAGACGAAGCAUAGGCAAACAGAGGCGGAAGUCAUCUAUAAAAUCCGCUUCAUCAUCAACAAAGAAACCACCAAUGGCGUUGAAGGCACCGUUUUAUGGAAUAAAAAGGAUCGAGAGCUGGUUGUCAUCAGAUUUUAGGGUGGUUACAGCGCCACCACCGCCGAAACCACCUAGGAAGAACCCAUCAGAAACCAGAGAGGAAACGAUGUCCCCAGAACCUGAAAUUGACGAAACCGAACAAUGUAUUGGAGCAAAAUUCACAACUGUUAAAGACAUCAUAAACUACGGCCCGAGCUAUUUCGACUGCCUGUGUUUGCAAUGCGACCAUUGCAAUUAUAUUCAUAAAAUGUUGAACAAGUACAAACAAGAGUCCACCACAAAUAGAAGUGACGUCAGAAUGAGGAAACGGAAACACGAGGAAUCGUUGACAGUGGAACUUCAGGACGCGUCAGAUUCUAUGGUAAUCGAAGUUUCAGACAGCGAGGAUAUAAAAACGAUUGAUUUAACCGGUGACACUGACGAUCUCAUGCAAGAUAAUGAAGUAUCGAACUCGAACACUGGCGACAGUAACACACAGCCAGAGAAUGUUAAACAACAGAAUGAAACACAACGAGAUACACAAGAAAGAUCGCAGAAUCAAUUAGCAAGGAAUCUGGCGCAGCGGAUACAAACACAGAACCAAAGACGGAUGCAACAGAGGCAGAGGCAGCGUGUUAGCAGACAAGGGUCAGCAUUACGUGGUCGACAGAGAAUUGUACCGAGAACACCUCAAAGACCAUUGAGGAGGGUAGUUGUUAAUAAAGCAGUUAACAGAAGAUCAUUAACAAGAUACUCAUACCAAACAAGCAAACGCUCUGAGAACGUAUCGAAAAUACUUAGAGACAAGAUCAUCACAGCUCCCGUGUUUUAUCCCACUUUGGAAGAAUUUAGGGAUCCCAUGGCGUAUUUAGAGAAGAUAAUGAAAUUCACAAAGAAGUACGGCAUCUUCAAACUAGUGGCGCCAGACGAAUAUGAACCUACAUGUACUAUAUCCGAGAACUUUAAAUUCAGUACAUCCCAUCAAUACAUAGCUAGGUUCUUCAAUAGAUGGGGUCCAGCCGCUAGGGAACUAUGUACUAUGAGAGCUUAUUUGGCUACACAGAAUGUACAUUUUAAACGUGGGCCUUUGCUAGGAGGUCUAGAAGUUGAUUUGCCCAAAGUGUUCCACAUCGUACAAAGACUUGGAGGUUUAAAGACUGUGAUGGAUAAAAAGAAAUGGCAUCGCAUAGCCGAGGAAUUGAAUCUUAGAAAUCUACGUAAUCCGGAGAAGAAAUUUGAUAAUCUAUUCCUAAAGUACUUGUUGCCAUAUAACAGUCUUACUAAACGAGAACGUCAAGAUAUGAUGAUGAAAGUCGAACAGAGGUGGAUUAAGAAGAACAAUAGAUUGAUGAAGCGCGUCGUGAAUCCUCUUUAUAGACAGAAACGGAUGCUGGGAGAGAUUGAAUCAUCAGAUGAAGAACCGGAAGAUGAGGAUUAUCUGACAGAGGCGUUAAACUUGGCUGAAGAUUGCAGCCAGCUCGGACGAAAAAUGGGUCUAGAAGCAUUCAAGAAGAUUGCCGGAACAGCAUUCACAAUGUACUUUCCCGACGAGAAGACUCAGCCUACAGUCGCCGAAAUAGAGGAGAAAUAUUGGAACAUAGUACUACUUGGAACACAACACGUGUCAGUGAACACUGCGUUCAUAGAAAGCGGCGUAGAAGGACACGUACCUCCUAAGAGUAAAACAAAUGAUUCUAUCAAUACGAAUCCAUGGUAUUUGAAGAAUUUAAGCACCGAUAAGAGUAACGUUCUACGUUUGCUCGGUUCAUUGGCUGGUAUGACAGUACCGUCGCUUCACGUGGGAAUGGUGUUUUCAACUAGUUGUUGGCAUCGAGACCCGCAUGGGUUACCAUGGAUGGAUUACUUGCACCAGGGAACAGAGAAAAUAUGGUAUGGAGUACCUAGUCACGAAGGUCAAAACUUCCGCUGUGCUCUAGAAACUCUCUGCCCUACUCUAUGCCAGAACAAAACUUUAUGGCUACCAUCUGAGAUCGCAAUGACACCGCUCAACCUCCUAUUAGACCGUAACAUUAAAUUAACACGUUGCGUACAGCGGCCGGGCGAAUUCGUGUUCGUGAACCCCCAGGCGUAUUCUAGUUCGGUGUCAACAGAUUUCACUGUAUCGGAGAGCGUUUACUUCGCUACUGAAUCCUACUUCGAAAACGUCAAUCAGGCCUUUCAAGAGUUGAAGGAAAGCUGCGAGCCGUCUUCGUUUUCGUUGGAGCAGCUUUUGAUAUCAGCUGCCAAGGACCCACAUCUGCCGCUAAACGUUCUAGAACACGUCCACAAACAUCUCAAUGAUAUAGUAUCUGAAGAACUGUCCUUCAGAAGGGCACUCACCGAUCUCAAAGUACCGUUGCUGCUCAAUAAAAACCGUCCAACAAUCUGGAGUGCUCGCGAUGAUGAUGAGUGUCAAGUAUGCAGGACGGCGUUGUAUUUGUCACGUGUAACGGGACUUUUCAAGAAUGCCUCCGUAUGUCUGCAACACGCUCUCAGACUGAUCAAUUUGAAAAAAGGAGCCGAAUUGAAGACUUUGAUAUCAACACUGGAAAUGGAAGUAUCUAUAAGUAAUACUGAACUACACGAUAUAGUUAUUAAACUACAGAGAAGACUUUCACAUAGAGGGAAAUGA
Danaus chrysippus (African queen) is the source of this 4587-nucleotide messenger RNA. NCBI's taxonomy places the organism in Eukaryota, Metazoa, Arthropoda, Insecta, Lepidoptera, Nymphalidae. The record is from the annotation of a GenBank genome assembly.